Molecule: messenger RNA, 1356 nt
Organism: Paramecium tetraurelia
Lineage: Eukaryota; Ciliophora; Oligohymenophorea; Peniculida; Parameciidae
Exons: 4
Molecular function (GO): zinc ion binding; protein binding
Source: RefSeq, a predicted model, not a curated record
AUGGGAGCUUGUACAUCAACCAAGCAAAAGAGAUAUGAGAUUGUAAGAACAUUGAUGCCAUAUAAAGUUCACAUAAUGGCAAUAAUUUGGCCGAAGAAUUAGCACAACUUAUUUGAUUUCGAGUCCAGUUCGUAUUGUGUGAAGGAGAUAGAGGUUGAUUUUUCAGCUCAAUUAGCAACAGUGGAUAAGGAACUUGUGGCUUUGACGAAAAGUGAAUGGGCUCGUAACUCGAUUGAAAUAGCAAAUAUUACAUUAAACGAAUAAUAAGCUUUUAUUAACAGCAUAUCCUAAUAACAAGAUCAUAAAUUAUGGGCAGUGUUGAAAUCAGAGGCCAAUUAGUUUUAAUCGAUAGAUGUAAGAUGUUUCAUAAAUAUAAAGCAUUUGGAUUUAAAAAUUGGAGAUAUAGUAAAGUUGGGACGAGUAAGGAUGCAAUUAUUAGAAUAUGCAUUCAUGCCUACUUGUGAUGAGGCAACCCAGUAUCAAGAUGAGUAGGAGGAGGAUAUUUAAACAAUUAGUGAUGUUGCCAGUUGCAGAAUAUGCUUUUCAAGUAAGGCAAGUGAAACAAACCCUUUGAUAAGUCCAUGUAAAUGUGAGGGAUCAGUAAAAUACAUUCAUUUGGAAUGCUUAUAAAAAUGGAUAGGAAUUUAACUAAAAAUUAAAUAAGGUGAACAUUUCAUCUAAUAUCUUUGUAAAAGAUUGGAUUGCGAAAUUUGCAAGUUCACAUUUAGAAAUACUUACACCUUUUAAGAUAAGAGUUACUCAGUUCUCAAAUUGCCAAAGCCAAAAUCCUCUUAUAUAACUUUCAAAAUCACCAAUGAUGAUAAAUCGAAAGAGGCUAUGAUCUACGUAGUUGAAAUAGGUGAAAAGACAGAAUUGAAAAUUGGUAGAAUUCCAGAUUGUGAUAUUAAAUUGAGGGAUAUCUCCGUUUCUCGAUCCCAUGCUAUGAUGAAAUUGAUACCAACGAGUAAACACACAGCUGAAAAUCCAGAUUAUAUAAUUAGAGUUUAGGAUUGUAAAAGUAAAUUCGGAACUUUGGUUUUGGCUCAAGAUGAAGAUUUGCUUGUAAUACCAGAAGAUGGAAAAUCUCCAAUCUUAUUUUAAACUGGAAGAGUUUUAUUACAAUGUGUUCAAAAAAAAAAAAUAAAUUAAAAACCUGCAUACAAACAUCCUGAUAAUGUAGUAUUGAUUUAAAUAGAAACAAAACCAUAAUUAGAUCAAUAAGAGUAAAUGUAAGAUUCAUUUGUUACUCAUGAUGAACUUACUGCUGGGGAUAUUAUCAUUAAUAAUUCUUAAAACCCGCAAAAACCUCAAGCCAAUAUGGAUGUUAAGGAAGAUAGUAUCUGCGAUGAAAGAUGA